UGUACCUGGAGUCACAAAACAAGCGUUCCCCUGCAGCCUCCCUAUGACCCGCCCCCGCGAACCAGAAACAGGAGAUAGUCUGACGGAUAGCGCAGAAGAAAGCCAGGCUGGAGCUGACCCGGGAAGUCGGAAGUCUGCAAGAGUCAACGCAGAACAACGCCAUUUCACCACCAGUUAAGGGAACAGCAAACUGACGCUACAGAAUGGCGAUGGAUAUCUACGACUCUCAGUACCUGCUGAUCCUGGCCCCUUCCCUGGUCAUUGCCCUCAUGUUCCUCUUCUUCUGGCUCUUCAUGAAGGAAACCUCCUACGAUGAGGUUCUGGCCAGGCAGAAACGCGACCUCAAGCUACCACCAUUCAAGCCAGAAACCCGGAAGAAGAAUGAAAAAAAGAAGAGCAAGAAGAAGGAGAUUGCCAGCGGAGGUGGAGGUGGCGGCGGAGGUGGAGGAGAGUCGGAAGAGGAUCUUCGGGAUUUUGAUGUUGCUGAUGGCGCCAACGGCUCCACUCUGGAGGUAGAGGAGGAACCUGCACCAGUAGCUACACCAGAUCCUGCUCCACCGUCACCAAGUCCCAAUGUGCCUGUUUCAGUGUCACCUGAGGCACCUACUGGUCUGAGGGAGAGAAAGAAGAAGGAGAAAAAGGCUGCCAGGGCUGCUGCAGCGGCCGCUGCCGCCGCCGCCGCUGCUGCAGCAGCUCCUUCUGAGGAGCCUGAAGUGAACGGCUCACAGCCGAUCAGUCGCAAAGCACAGCAACCUUCCUCCCCUCAGCUUGAGGUCCAGGUCCAAGCCGCUCAGGCUCCUGUCCAGGCUCAGACACCUCCCCAGAUCUCUGGGAAGAAAAAGGAGAAGAAGAAACAAAAAACCGAGUCUGUUACAGUGAAUGACCAGCAGCCAGAGGUGAUAGCUGAGCAGCAUCCAGCUCCAGUCAAGAAGGAGGCUCCUAUUAUGUCUGAAACCAGAGUUAUGGACGGUGCAACCCCAGCGGCUACCGGUGGCAAGAAGAAGAACUCUGCCAAGAAGCAGAAGACCGAGCAUACUAAUGUAGAUGAAGCCCAUGUUCUGGUUGACAAUGUAACUCCUGCCAACCACCAAGCGGGCCAUAACGAUGAUGUGCCAUCCAAAGGGAGUGGCAAGAAGCAGAAGAAUGAGACUGACAAAGAGAACACAGGGGUGAAGCUGAAGGAGCUGCUGUCUGGUCUGUCCAGCCUGCCUCUGUCAGAGGCCGAGGCUGUCAGUGUGAUGGUUCUCCUCCGGGAGAAGAGCCCCAAUGCAUUGGAUGCCUGGCACAAAUCUGCAGGUAGGCCUGACCCAGCUGCACAAGAACGAGAGAGACUUCUUACAACUCUGCAGGAGGAGGCUUCCAUUGCAAAGGACAAAGUGAAACAGCUUAGCCAGGAGCUUCAUGUUGAGAAGCAAAAGACAGGCCGGGUGGAGGCCGUGAUGAAAGAGCAACGUACAGCCAUGGAGAAAGAACUGGGCAGCAUGCAAGGCAAAGCACAGGGCAGCUACCAGGAGCUUCAGACCAUGCAGAUAAAGUUCCAGCAGGUGAGGGAGCAGCUGGAAAGCCAGAUCACUCGGCUGCAGCAGGAGAACUGCAUUCUGAGGGACGCAGUCAGCUCUGCCACCAACCAGAUGGAGAGCAAGAAUUCAGCAGAGCUGAACAAGCUGCGUUCUGAGUACAGCGGUCUGAUGAAAGAGCUGGCAGACAACAACAGCAAGUUGCAGCAGGAGGAGCACCAGAGGAAGUCACUGGAGGUCAACUACAAGCAGAAUGUGUCCCAGCUGGAGGCCCAACUGCAGGAUGCUAAGCGACGUUGGGAAGAACUGCAGAACUUCCUCCACAAUGUCAAUGCUGAGAGAGAGAAACUCCAGGCCUCAAAUAAAGAGCUUCACGGCCAGCUUUUGUCAGUGGAGACUGAGAUGAACAACAAGAACAAGGAGAUCCAGACCCUACACAGCAGUCUGACUGAAAACAUGCUUUCCAAGGAUCGGCUGGAGCAGAGAGUGAUGGAUCUUAUGGAGAUGUCCCAGCACAGUAUGCCUGAUGACUCGCUGCAAAUCCGGGUUCAGGACCUUAUGAAUGAAAACAAUGGUCUUCAGGUCCAGAGUGAGACCCUGCAAGUCCAUAAUGAGACACUGCAGGCCCAGAUCUCUUCACAGGUCACCCAUGUCUCUCACAUGGAGGAGCUGCAGAAGCUAUUGGCUGAUAAGGAGUUGCAGAGAAAGAGUCUGGAGGAUUCUCUAAAUGCUGAGAGGAGCAGUGGGGCCGGUAGAGAAACCAACAUGCAGGCCUUGCACAAUGACAACAUGUCCCUAAAGGCAGAGGUCCACAAUCUGCAGGCACUGAUUUCUGAUCAGACUGCCUCCCAACUGGCUUUGGACCAGUUCCAGAAGAGUGUCCGAGAGAAGGACGACAACAUGAGAACCAUAGAGGACCUGCUCGAGAAGGGGCUGAUUGAAGUGGCCAACAAGGAAGAGCAGCUCAAGGCUGUAAGAGAAGAAAAUGAGGCACUAAGAGACGAAACCGAGGCCCUAAAAGAAGAAACCGAGGUCCUGAAGAGAAAGACAGCAGAACAGGGAUCAUCAGAGUCCAUAGUGGAAGAACUCCAGAUAAUGAUCAAAGAGAAGGAUGUGAUGCUAAAAUCUAUGGAGGAGAGUCUACAGACGGCACAAGACGGCAGCUCUACCAGAGAGAAAACGGUAGAGGCUCUGGAGCAGCAGUUGGCUGCCCUGCAGGCGGAGAUGGAGCAGCUGAGACAGAGGGAGACGCCAGAAGAGUUGACCCGUUCUGGUACCCAGCUCCAAGAACUUCAGGCUCAGCUAGCAGUGAAGGACCAUGACAUCCAGAUGCUGCAGGCUGAGCUGGAGGCAAGAACUAAGGAGCUGAGUGAGAAGGUGGAGCAGGUCCAUCAGCAGCAGUCUCACACUGCAGUGCCAAGCCCAGAGCUUCUUACAGCGUUGUCAGAGAAGGAGAAGCAGGUCUCAGAUCUGCAGGGUGAGCUGGCCGAGCUGAGGGACUCCCUGGAGCUUCAUAGGAAGAAGAACAACGAGCUCCGGGAGAAAAACUGGAGUGCAAUGGAAGCUCUGUCAGCCACCGAGUCCAUGCUUCAAGGGAAACUCAGCAAAGCUGUCAAGGAGAACCAGACGGCUCUGGCAGUGUGUCAGGCCGAGUGUCGAGAAGUCCUGCACAGAUCUCUGCCCCAUGUGCCUCUGCCCAGUGAGCAGAACCAUCAGGAGUGGCUCCACAGAUUUGAGGGGGCAGUAGCUGAAUGCUCAGCUGCGCAAUCCACCCCUGCAUCAGGGGACUCUAUGGGACUGGUUGAGAAGAUGAAAGAAGCUGAGGAAACCCAAAGGAUUCUCCAGAAGGACUGUGAGACGUACAAGAAGGUGUUGGCAGAGACGGAGGGCAUCCUGCAGCGCCUCCAGAACAGCGUGGAGCAGGAGGAGACUCGCUGGAGGGGGAAGCUGGAUUUAUCACAGGGCGAGCUCAGAGAGAUGAGCCUGAAAGUCACAGCUCUGGAGCAAGAGAUCGAGAGACUAACUGAUGGAGCAGAGUUGGAAAAUCUGAGGAGAGAAAAGCAGCACUUGGAGUCUGAGUUGGAGAGAGCGGAGCGUGAGAGUGCCAUCUAUGUAACAGAAGUCAGAGAGCUCAAAGAUCUGUUGACUGAGUUGCAGACCAGACUCGAUGGCUCAUAUACAGAGGCUGUCAGACAGAAUGAGGAGCUGACUUUGCUGAAAACCCAGCUCACCAAGACUCUGUCCAAGCUGGAGAGCGAAGAGAAUGAGCGGCAAAAGGUGGCUGGUGACCUGUCUACGGCCCAGCAGUCUCUUGAUCUGAUCCAGGGGGAGCUCUCAAAAGUGACGGACAACGCUGGUGACCUGAUAGAGAAUAGCAGCCUGUCGUCACAGAGAGAAGAGAUUGACAGAAAGGAGAAGAUGGCUGCAGGACUGAACCAAACGGUCAAAGAACUGCAGCAGCUGCUACAAGGCAUCAGCCGGCAACUCACCAAGAGACAGGAGGGGGAGGCUGACAAAGAGCUGCCCAAGGUAUAGUGAGAGGAGGACAAACGCCCACGCAGCCACCCUGACUGCACUACAGAGACCACCUUUGACCUUUUGGUCUCAUCACUACCACCGUCGCACAUACUGUCACACCCAGCCGUCCCCUUUUCCCAACCACCUUCACCUGUACUAGAGGCAGCCGCCAGCAAACCGCUCAUAGUCUGAUUGUUGGCCGUAAGGGAGCAGGUAGAGGUUACUGUUAAUUCGAAACACUCCAGACACUGUACCACAACACACUACUCCACUCCCACCACAUUCCUCUUUUUCAGCAGCAUCGCCAGUUAAUUUUUAUUCUUAACUUAAAAGUGACAUCCAAUAUAUUUUUAAACUGUGUGGCAACCAUUCCUCUGUUUAAAAACACCUUUUGUUUUACAAUGACCUCCUUUUGAAUACUGCAGUAGUAUUUGUUAUUUGUCAAGAGAGGGCAGUGAUACAAAUUUCCAACUUGUUGAAACAAACUUUGGGGUUUCAGUCCUCUUUUUUUCUUAACUUAAAGGUAUGUAUUGUUUAAAUGUAUCAGUUAGGACCUGCUGAAACACACUAUGUUGUUGCUCUGUUUGCCUCCUGACCAGAAAACUAUCUCAAACUGUGGAUCAUUGUGCAUUCAUGAAUUUAUAGCUCCAUGCAUACCUUGGCUCAGUGUUGGGUGGGAGAAGGGAGGUCAAAAGGGGUCUCGGCAUAUCAGACGGGUCACUACGUGACUAACUAUGGAGAUGCAUGGACAUAUUGUAGUCAGGUUUGUACUGCAGCUCCAGAGAGAAGUAAGCCUGUGACCCUGGCUGUGAGAAGAGAAGGCCAGGUCAACAGUGUAGAGGUUUUUAAUCCUUCUGCAACUACUCUAGGAAUAAGCGUCCCAUAUCAUUUGUAAUCAACACUCGCUAUAUUGUUGCUAAGUUCAUUAACACUGAAAAUUUUGUUCUUUUUGUAACCGGCGAUGUUAAUAAAAGGGAUGCUUGAUGAGUCUGA
Molecule: messenger RNA, 5027 nt
Organism: Anarrhichthys ocellatus (wolf-eel)
Lineage: Eukaryota; Metazoa; Chordata; Actinopteri; Perciformes; Anarhichadidae
Gene: ktn1
Product: kinectin 1
Exons: 36
Coding region: 204-4052 (1282 amino acids)
Biological process (GO): microtubule-based movement; protein transport
Cellular component (GO): endoplasmic reticulum membrane
Molecular function (GO): kinesin binding
Source: RefSeq, a predicted model, not a curated record